AUGCCGUCGCCACCGCCGCCGGUUCCUGCACCCCGGAGUUUAUCUGUCUCGUCGCUCAUAUUCAAAUGCGCCGACGACGAAAAGAAAAACUUCAAGGAUGAUAUUGUUACAUUCAAUAUUGGUGGUCAUAUCUAUUCAACAACAUGUUUAACCAUCAAUGACAAUGUUGAUUCACAAUCAUUAUUAUCUUUAAUAAUAUCAAAUCGAACAACAACACAGUUAGAUAAAAAUGGCCAUUAUUUUAUUGAUCGCGAUGGAACAUAUUUUCGUUAUAUAUUAAAUUAUUUUCGUGAUAAAAAGUUGCUUUUACCAGAAAAUUUUACUGAAUUAAAACAACUUUGUUCAGAAGCAAAAUAUUAUCAAAUUGAUCGACUUGUAGAUGAAAUAGAAAAUCGUUUAAAUACAACCAAUGAACAUAAGAAACAGCUAGAAAUCGGCUUAAAUUUUACAUUAAUAUCAAGUCUAAGUCAAGGUGGAAAAAUAUUAACAUUGAUUGGUCCAUUAAAAUUAAUAUCCUUAUUUCAUAUUGAACCUAUUGGAAAGAAAUUUUUAAAGAUUAUUUCAAGUUAUACAGAUCCAAAUAAUAUUUCAUGCCAAUGUACAUUUCCAGUCGACGAUAAACUUAUUUCAUGUCAACCAUUCGAUCAAUUACAACGUAUUGUCCUUGCUAAACAAGCGAGAAAAAUGGGCUUGGCUGUUAGUUAUUGUGAUGAUUAUUUUUAUAUUCCUAUUGAACGUCAAAUAAUGUUAAGAGACGAAUUAGCGCAAUUAUUAUUAAAUGGAUGUCAUGGAAAAUUGCUACAUACAAAUGUAACAUAUGAAAAAAAGUCGAAUUCAGAUCAUGAUGCUUCAUAUAGUCUAGUCGAAAAUUGGUUUGUACCAAAUAUAUCAAUAGCAAAGUGUUUAGAAACGAACGGACCAAUAAACAACAAUGGAAAUAUUUAUUCAAGUACAAGCAUGACCAAUGGACUUUAA
Molecule: messenger RNA, 975 nt
Organism: Rotaria socialis
Lineage: Eukaryota; Metazoa; Rotifera; Eurotatoria; Philodinida; Philodinidae
Source: the annotation of a GenBank genome assembly